This is a messenger RNA of Aspergillus uvarum CBS 121591, 749 nucleotides long. RefSeq names its product dolichyl-diphosphooligosaccharide--protein glycosyltransferase subunit 4. The transcript has 2 exons. The record is from RefSeq and is a predicted model, not a curated record. NCBI's taxonomy places the organism in Eukaryota, Fungi, Ascomycota, Eurotiomycetes, Eurotiales, Aspergillaceae. Gene Ontology annotation, cellular component: oligosaccharyltransferase complex. Bases 243 to 440 code for a protein of 65 amino acids.
CCCGAGAGAGCGCAAAGUGUCCUCCUCCGAACCGCCAACAGUCUGUUGCUCCCCAUUGAAACAACGAAUCUAUCUUCGGAGAUUAGUUAACUUACCAUCUCCGCUAUCUACUUCCCUCCCUCCUACAGCGCCGUACACUCUUCCUGCUGUGCAUCACCACAAAACAACCUCAAGACAACCUCGAUUGAACCUCAGACCUUGAUAUCUACAAACCUCUCCCGCAAAGAAACACAGUCAUCGCAAUGAUCACCGACGACGAGCUCCACCGCCUGGCCGUCUUCCUCGGCAGCUGCGCCAUGAUGAUGAUUGUCCUCUACCACUUCCUCGAAGUCAACGCUAAGGACGACGGCACCGAACUCGACGCUCCCGCUGAUCAAAAGGUGCCCGGGAUCUCGCAGGAGACGGCGGCGGCGGCAGCGGCCGUGGGAUCGUCGUCGUAAGGUGUCACUGGGGGGAAAGGCAAGACUGGCUAGGGCGGAUGUAUACCCACAACCUGAACGUUCUGUUUACUUCUUUUGUUAUUCUUUUCUGUCGCGUUUACUCUUGUGUUCUGUGUCUUGAGUCUAGUUUAAGCGAAUGACUACGGGGUGGAAGAGACCAAAGGCGAUGGGCUUGUUUGUUUAAAAUACCCGGGCGGUGGUCUUUUGGGCUCCCAUCCAAUGCAUCGUUUAUUUUGUAUGAACCACUUCGGAUGUGUCUUCGUAUGUGUGUAUUGUAUGGACGUAUAUCACCUUUCAGAUGUUCCCAGC